Molecule: messenger RNA, 5505 nt
Organism: Eriocheir sinensis (Chinese mitten crab)
Lineage: Eukaryota; Metazoa; Arthropoda; Malacostraca; Decapoda; Varunidae
Product: spermine oxidase-like
Exons: 5
Coding region: 84-1745 (553 amino acids)
Molecular function (GO): polyamine oxidase activity
Source: RefSeq, a predicted model, not a curated record
CAUACAAGAAGCGGCAUAACUGUACAACCGUGUGAAGACUCCCGGAGACGUGGCAACCGCGCCCUGAUGUAAACAUAGUGGCCAUGUCCUCGGCGGCGGCAGACGACGCGGGUGACGGGGACGCCCUCAGCCACGCCCACCCCGAGCCCGCCCGCGCCGCCAAGGUCCUCAUCGUGGGGGCGGGCAUGGCGGGGCUGUCGGCCGCCAACCACCUCCUCAAGAACAACAUCAGGGACUUCAUCGUCUUGGAGGGCCGGAACAGAGUCGGCGGCAGGAUCAUCGCCAUCAACGUCGGUGGACGAAGGAUGGAACUUGGUGCCAACUGGAUACACGGGAUCCUUGGUAACCCCAUCUAUGAGCUGGCGUCUGCCAAUGGCCUGGUGGACAUCAUACAGGAGAACAAACCUCACAGUGUGGUGGCCACCCUCCCUGAUGGCCGGCGGGUGCCCUUCCACAUCCUACAGGAGAUCUACGACGCCUACUUUUGGUUCUUUCGGCGGUGUGAGGAAUAUUUCUUGUGCAAGUACCUGCCUCCAGAUGGGGUGGAGAGCGUUGGGGCUCACUUGAGACUGGAGAUCUCCAUCUACCUGGAGCAGUUUCCUGAGCCUGAGCGACACAUCAGGAACCUUAUCUUCAACUACCUCCUCAACCGCGAGACUUGCAUCAGCGGCUGCAACACUAUGGACGACAUCGACCUGAUGGAGAUCGGCAGCUACACAGAGUUGCCAGGCGGCAAUGUGGUGCUGCCGGGAGGCUACAGCAGCAUCCUCGGGCCCCUCACCAAGAACAUCCCUGAGACACAGCUGCUCAAGGGUCAUGCUGUCUCCUGCAUCAGGUGGAGGGCCGGCCUGGAGAGCUGCAGCACCACAGACUCAGGGCUUGGUGAGGACCUGGCUGCUCGACUCCCUGGAGGCAAUGACAAUCACCUGCCUGACUGUCGCAGUGGCAACGCCUCGCUCUCCACCUCCCCCUCCAGGAAGCAGCGGGCCAAGGUGGAGGUGGUGUGCCAGGAUGGCAAGAAGUUCUUGGCCGACCACGUCAUCUGCACAGUGCCGCUCGGCGUGCUCAAGGAGAGUGGCCGCACCAUGUUUGACCCACCACUGCCAGACUACAAGAUGGACUCCAUCGACCGUCUCUGCUUUGGCACGGUCAACAAGAUCUACCUGGAGUACGAGCGGCCAUUCCUCAACCCCGGGCUGUCCGAGGUGCUGUGCCUGUGGGACCCCAUAGACCCCAAGGAGCCGGUGAGCGAGCGGUGGUUCAAGAAGAUCUACUCCUUUACCAAGGUGUCGGAGACGCUGCUGCUGGCCUGGCUCUCCGGGGACGAGGCCAAGUACAUGGAGACACUGCCCUUUGACGUGGUGUCUGAGAAGUGCACCGAGAUCCUGCGCAUGUUCCUCAACGACCCCUUCAUCCCCAAGCCCAAGCGCUGCAUCAACACAACCUGGUGGUCUCAGCCGUUCACUCGUGGCUCCUACACGGCCGUUGGGAUCGGGGCGUCACAAGUGGACAUCACCAACAUUUCGCACCCUCUCUACAUGCAGCCCACCUGUAGCAAGCCGGCUGUCUUGUUUGCCGGCGAGCACUGCCACCCCAGCUUCUACUCCACCGUGCACGGGGCCUACCUGUCAGGGCGGGAGGCUGCCCAGGUGCUGUGUGUGCCAGACACCCCGCCUGAGGUGGUGCUGGAUGUGGAGGGUACCGCUGACCUCUCAUCCUGGCUGGAGGGCAUCAAGCUGAACUGAGGGGCUGGCUGAGGCUUGAGUCUGUACAGCGCGGUGAGGCUCGGGAGGAAGGCCGUGAACGAAAGGUUGGUGACGAGCCUUCUUUGUACAUAGGAGCUUAAUAUAAAGAAGUAGUGUGGUGUAGGAAAAAAAGGAACGUUGAACAAAGAAGAAGAAAGAUAGUGUGGCUCCAUUUCCAUUAUGAGGCUACAGACAGUGAUACAAGGCUAUAGAGAUGGAGAAAGAAGCUAGUCAGCAAAUACUUGUCCAAUAAAAGGUUGAUCAUGGGGCUUCUUUGUACAUAGGAGCUUAAUAUAAAGGAUCAUAGUGUGGCUUCAUUUCUACUGAGAGGCUACAUGCAGGGAUACAAAACUAUGAAGAUGCUGAAAGAAGCUAGUCAUCAGAAACAUUACAAGGUUGGUCAUGAGGCUUCUUUCCACAGAGGAUCAUAACAGAGGUUUAUAUAGAUAACUUACAUCCAGUACAAGAUUACACAAAGUUAUAAGGAAACUACAACAAGCCAGGCAGUCUUCACAAGAGAAGUUGGUACAUGUCCAGUGCAAGGUUGUCAAUGAGGAACUUAAGGGUUGGAAAAAAGGUUUCGUAUCCAUUAACAGGUUGGUAGUGUGGCGUCUCUGUACAGAGAAUCAUAAUGUAAGACUUGGCAACCACUUGUCAUAUCCACACAAGGUUAAUCGUGCCAGCUGUUAGUGGGUGGGCAGUGGUUGUAUUCUGUAAUAAGCAAACUAAUGACAAUUCUUUCCUACACUGAGGUUGGUAAUGCUCUCUUUAUUUACAUGUUAAAGUCCUUUGGUUUGACAUUUUCUACUUCACUGUGUAAUAUAUUUUUGGCAUUUUGAUGUUUGUUAGGCAUGUAACCAAAGUGAAAUCAUGACGUUUCUUUAUGGAAUUUACUCAUCGCCUUUUGUAUUAUGUAUCAUUGUGAUAAUUGUAAAAGGAAUUACCACAAGAGGCCUAAUUUUAACUCAUUAGGCAACUUAUUAUUAACUGUAACUACUAUACAUAUAAACUUUUAUAGUGAUUUUACCAUGAAUGUUAUUUAUUUUUUUAUAUUGGCAAGAAGAAAAAAAAUAGGCCAAAAGUUCUUCUGUUGGCCACAAAAAGAAAAGGUUUGCUGUGAUGGCAGGGAUGGAGCCGUGGAGCAGGCCUCAUCGGUAUUACUCAAUGCUCAACGAAUUUAUGGAAGUAACUCAGUGACCAUUUUAGUUCAUCAGUGUUAAACUCGCAGUGUUUAUUUCACAGGACAAGGUAGAUACGGUGGUGUAAUCAUCAGGAAGAUACAUAUUAUAUUCUUUUUAAGGAUUAUCAUUUUCUUUUCACUAAAAUCAAGAAUACUUUUUUUAUGCGGCUAGUCUUGGAUUUCAGUUUUAUUUGCAUGGUUGACUUAACUGGAUCAAGGAUGAUUUGGAGAAAUUUUUACCAUUAGUCUUAAGUAUGGAGCUAAGUCCAGUGUGAGGAGUAUGAGGGUGUUGAAUGCUUUUUUUAUUUCCUUAUGAGUCACAGACAAUUCACAUGAGUCAAGGGGGUCGGGUGUCAUUCUAUCUGAUCCCAAGUCUAAUGUUGGGAGUGUCAGUGAGUGCAAUAUUUGAAUGGACUUCCUUCUGUCAUGACUUUCUCAGCAUGUUGAAGGUGAGACAUCGAUUAGUCAUGUGGACACUUCCCCCAUAUUGUCAUGAAGUCUUUCCUAAAUAGCGACAUGAGAACAACUGAGGGCUUGGCAGGUCCAGGUGUGAGCAGCUUGUGAGAUUACCUCUGGGAAAUGAAAAUACCUUCCAUGUGAUCAUUGAUAUAUCCCCAAGCUGUGUGAUGGUUCCUCUGUGAUGCACUACUUAUCAGAAAACCUGUAUCAUCAGAGGAACUACUCUAAGAACUGAGGAUACAACCUUAUUUGUUAAUUACUGGUUUGUUAUGAUUUAAUUAAAUGCUGUGAUGAGGGUAUGUUGAGAACUACAAACCCAUGUGAUGGCAGUGUACUUGUUGGCACUCCUCAAAGGAGAUUCAAGUCAUUUUGCAGCAUUAGUUGGUUGUCACUGAGUUGCUUACAGUUAAUGGCAGGUAGACAGAACUUCAGGUGUUGGCUCAGGGCUUCAGUGCUGAAUAAGAAAAUUCAUUCAUAUGGCACAAUAUGCUGAGAACUUAUAGGAUGGUCGAUACAGUGGUGUAGCCAAGUCGGGGAUGGUGGGCAUUUGAACAUUCCCAGGGCCCCAUAUGGCUAUUUGGGUUUGGAGUUUUUUUAUUGAGUAGGAAAUAAAAGAGUGCUGGGAGUCCCCUCAAAAUAUCCUGGUGGGUGAGGGGAUCCUUGAGGCCCCUGAGCUGAUGGCUGGAGUUCUGGUGUACUACAUUGCUGCAUUAUGGUUGGUUGGGAGUCCUUCGGAUUUAUAAGAUGUAUUACUAGAAGACCCAGACUUUUCCUCUAGUCUCAAAUACUGGUAUCAGUGAGUGAGUCCUAGGUUGUCAGGUGUAUCUGUGAGGCUACUGUUAUGCUGCCUGUCCCGCCCCACACUGCAGGCCUCACUCCCUGCAGCAGCUAUAUAGUGUGGUUUGAUGUGCUUGAUUUCUAUUUGAAUACAAUCACCAUGAAGUGCUAUAGUACACAUAAAUUAUCCUUUUGCUUCAUCAUUCAGUAUCUCUUGUGUAUUUAGUGCCAGCACACAAAAUAUCAAGCUUUCCCCCGGCGAGGGACUGGCGCCAGGAGUAAAGGGGUGGGAGGGCCUGCACUGGUGUCUUAGCUGGUCUCUGUUUCCCUGACCUCCUCAGUGAACCCUUCAGCUAUGUGAUCGUCCUCUAGUCGGAGUCAUCAAAUUUUACAAUACUUAAAAUGUACUACUGAGGCUUUCUGACAAUGUUAUAAGGAAACCUGUCUGUAAAUAUGCUUCCAGUUGUUUUAUUUACAUUACUGGGGUGCCUGCCAGCUCUCUUGCCAUAUAGUAUAUCCCGAGAGGUAUCCAAGAGUAAUAAUCUCCCCAGGACCUAGAGAUAAGGUACAAUACCCCAGACUACUUUUGUUUGAGUAUAAGCACUGCAUUCCUGUAUAUCUAUAAGUCUCAAAGAGUCAGUGUCGUGCACAGGCUGUGGGAUUCUUGACACACUCCUCACUGAAUGAGUUAGUUACUGUUGUGCUUUUCAGCAAGUUCCAGCAAAGAAGAUCAGCAGAAACACAUAAAGAACUGGAAUGUUUCUGAUAUACAAAACUGUUAGUCCAGUUUCCAGUCUGUAUCAUAAAAGCACAGUGAGCAAUACCUUAGCUUGAGGGUGUUGUGUUCAGGUACGAGUGUCCUUGCUUGAAAUCACUACAGAUAAAGCAUUAUUGAUUGAGUCAUUACCUCGUAUUAUGGAGUAAAGAAAAAGGGAUUAAAGAACCCAAAAACUAGGCAGUUAGGGCCAUGUACCUCUGCCAGGAUUAAUUAGAGCUGCUGUGAGCUGGUAAUCAUAUUUGCAACCUUUCCGUCACAAGCUGAUCGCUGUACCCACAGCCACCCAACCUCUUUCAUAUAUUGUAGAAAUUGGGAUACUGAGGAUUUCAUCAAUAAACAAAACGAUAAAGGUGAUCUUAAGCAAGGACUCAGUCUGUGCAUAAGCAGUGAUUGGGUGCGUUUGUGCAUGUGUGUGUGUAUGUGUGUGCAUGAGUGGGGUGAUGUCCUGCUGAACACUCCACUGAGAGGCGGUUCAGUCGUGGGCGCGGUGCCACCCCGGAAUACUCUGGAGUGUGUCGUAGCUUUAAUUGCAUCAUCUGUCCUUUUCCUGGUUUGCAGAGCGAGUG